CAUUUCCUGCCCCUGCAGCUCCAGGAACAAUGGCAGAGCCGUUCCUCGUGGAGAGCCCCGAUGUCACCUACAGCCAGGACUUCAUCGAGGCCAAGUACACCUACAGCACCGCGCACGUCUGCAGGGAGAACGGCGUCACCAAGGUGCGGCCGUGCUCCACCCGCUUCACGUUCCGCACGGGCCGGCAGGUGCCGCGCCUGGGGGUGAUGCUGGUGGGCUGGGGGGGCAACAACGGCACCACGGUGACAGCGGCCGUGCUGGCCAACAGGCUGGGGCUGUCCUGGAUGACCAAGACCGGCCGCAAGACAGCCAACUACUACGGCUCCCUGCUCCAAGCCUCCACCGUCUGCCUGGGCACCGGCCCCUCCGGUGACGUCUACGUGCCCUUCCGGGACCUGCUGCCCAUGGUGCACCCCAACGACAUCGUCUUCGACGGCUGGGACAUCUCCUCGCUGAACCUGGCGGAGGCCAUGAGGCGCGCGGAGGUGCUGGAGUGGCCGCUGCAGGAGCAGCUCUGGCCGCACAUGGAGAAGAUGAAGCCCCGACCUUCCAUCUACAUCCCCCAAUUCAUCGCCGCCAACCAGGAGGAGCGGGCGGACAACGUCCUGAGCGGCUCCAUGGCCGAGCAGGUGGAGCAGAUCCGCAGGGACAUCCGAGACUUCAAGGAGAGCAGCGGGGUGGACAAAGUCAUCGUCCUGUGGACGGCCAACACGGAGAGAUUCUGCGACAUCGUGCCGGGGCUGAACGACACCGCCGACAACCUUCUGCGCGCCAUCGAGCGAGGCCUGGAGGUGUCCCCGUCCACGCUCUUCGCCGUGGCCAGCGUGCUGGAGGGCUGCGCCUACAUCAACGGCUCCCCCCAGAACACCUUCGUGCCGGGCGCGGUGGAAUUGGCCGCCCAGCGCCGCGUCUUCAUCGGCGGCGACGACUUCAAGUCGGGGCAGACCAAGCUGAAGUCGGUGCUGGUGGAUUUCCUGGUGGGCGCCGGCCUGAAGACCAAGUCCAUCGUGAGCUACAACCACCUGGGCAACAACGACGGGAAGAACCUGUCGGCGCCGCAGCAGUUCCGCUCCAAGGAGAUCUCCAAGAGCAACGUGGUGGAUGACACGGUGCAGGCCAACCCCGUCCUCUACGGCCCCCAGGACAAACCUGACCACUGCGUGGUGAUCAAGUACGUGCCCUACGUGGGGGACAGCAAGCGGGCGCUGGACGAGUACACGUCCGAGAUCAUGAUGGGCGGCACCAACACCAUCGUCAUCCACAACACCUGCGAGGACUCGCUGCUGGCCAGCCCCAUCAUCCUGGACCUGGCCAUCCUGACGGAGCUGUGCCAGCGCAUCACCUUCUGCACCGAGGCCGACCCCGAGUUCCAGGGCUUCCACAGCGUCCUCUCCAUCCUCGCCUUCCUCUGCAAGGCCCCGCUGGUGCCCGAGGGCACCCCCGUGGUCAACGCGCUCUUCCGCCAGCGCAGCUGCAUCGAGAACAUCCUGAGGGCCUGCCUGGGGCUGCCCCCCCAGACCCACAUGCUGCUGGAGCACAAGAUGCAGCGCCCGGCGCCCACCCCGGGCCGGGCCUGUCCCGGGGGUCCCGCCUGCCCCCUGCACCCCAAGAAGAGCCCGGCAGCGCCCGCCCAGCUCAACGGGCACCCCUGUGCCCCCCGCGCCCCCCGCGCCCCCCUGCACAUCGACGGCACCGACUGACCCCCUGCCAGCCUCCGGGGGGUGGGGGGCACCGGGGUGGCUUUGGGGGGUCCUUCCCCGUUUGGGGGGUCGUUCCCCAUUUGGGGGGUCGUUCCCCAUUUGGGGGUCGUUCUCCCCCACCCCAAUCGCUGACGGCGACUCCAAACUGUGAAUGAAGCUUCGUACCCACCAAUAAACCCGAGCGCAGCGUCA
This is a messenger RNA of Taeniopygia guttata (zebra finch), 1892 nucleotides long. RefSeq names its product inositol-3-phosphate synthase 1 (gene ISYNA1). Lineage: Eukaryota; Metazoa; Chordata; Aves; Passeriformes; Estrildidae. The record is from RefSeq and is a predicted model, not a curated record. Gene Ontology annotation, molecular function: inositol-3-phosphate synthase activity. Gene Ontology annotation, biological process: phospholipid biosynthetic process; inositol biosynthetic process.